ACCCUGGAGAAGGCCCUGUCGCUGAAACUCUGGAGCAACCCUGGAGAAGGCCCUGUCGCUGAAACUCUGGAGCAACCCCGGAGAAGGCCCUGUCGCUGAAGCUCUGGAGCAACCCUGGAAAAGGCCCUGUCGCUGAAAUUCUGGAGCAAACACCCGGAGAAGGCCCUGUCGCUGAAACUCUGGACCAACCCCGGAGAAGGCCCUGUCGCUGAAAUUCUGGAGCAACCCUGGAGAAGGCCCUGUCGCUGAAACUCUGGAGCAACCCUGGAGAAGGCCCUGCCGCUGAAACUCUGGAGCAACCCUGGAGAAGGCCCUGUCGCUGAAACUCUGGAGCAACCCUGGAGAAGGCCCUGUCGCUGAAACUCUGGAGCAACCCUGGAGAAGGCCCUGCCGCUGAAACUCUGGAGCAACCCCGGAGAAGGCCCUGCCGCUGAAACUCUGGAGCAACCCUGGAGAAGGCCCUGUCGCUGAAACUCUGGAGCAACCCCGGAGAAGGCCCUGUCGCUGAAGCUCUGGAGCAACCCUGGAAAAGGCCCUGUCGCUGAAAUUCUGGAGCAAACACCCGGAGAAGGCCCUGUCGCUGAAACUCUGGACCAACCCCGGAGAAGGCCCUGUCGCUGAAACUCUGGAGAUUCAUCCUGAGGAUGACAAGGUGGCCUGCUGUGGUGGAAUGGAGUGUGCGUGUGGGUUGGUAGUGGAGAAGAGAGGGGUGAUGUGCUGCCAGGACUUAAUGUGGGUGAGGAGUCGGGCUGCAGAGUUCUGAACCAUUGGCAGCUUAUGGAGGGAGCUUGAGUUGAUGCCGGAGAGUAUUUCCAUUAAGGACAUCUCGGCGGUGCGUGCUGGCCGUCAAUCGGAGGGUCUGAGGAAGAACACAGAGGAGCAGGUGGAGGGGAGAUGUUUCUCCAUAAUCUUCAAGGGCAGAAGAAAGAACCUGGACCUGAUGGCCAGCUCUGAGGAGGAGGCCAAGCAGUGGGUCACCAGCCUGGGGAAGAUCAUGUCUAACAUGGAGAACCUUAACAGUCAGCAGAAGAUAGAGCAUUGGAUCUUCAACUGCCUUAGGAAAGCAGACAAGAACAGUGACGACAAGCUGAGUCUGAAGGAGCUGAAGGACUUCCUGCACCAGAUCAACAUUGAGGUGGACGAUGAAUACGCAGAGAAGCUCUUCCUGGAGUGUGACAAGUCUAAGUGUGGCCACCUGGCUGGUGAUGAGAUAGAGCACUUCUACAGCCUUUUGACCCAUCGCCAGGAGAUAGACACCAUCUACGGAGAAUACGCUAAGACCACGGGCUUCAUGAGCGCUGAAAAUCUACUGGAGUUCCUGAUUAAAGAGCAGAGAGAGGAGGCAACGCUAGCCGACGCACACAGACUCAUCAACAAGUACGAACUGGAUGAUAAAGCCAAAGAGAAGCAGCUGAUGACCCAAGAUGGUUUCCUGAUGUAUCUCCACAUGCCCGAGGGUCUGGUGCUGAAUCCUACCCAUAAGGCCGUGCACCAGGACAUGAGCCAGCCCCUGAACCACUACUUCAUCUCCUCGUCUCACAACACAUACCUGAUGGAAGAUCAGCUCAAAGGGCCCAGCAGUACUGAGGCCUAUGCCAGGGCUCUUAUAAAGGGCUGUCGCUGUGUGGAGCUGGACUGCUGGGACGGGUCAGACGGAGAGCCAGUCAUCUACCAUGGAUACACCCUCACCUCCAAGAUCCUGUUUAAAGACACCAUCAAAGCCAUCAAGGAGUACGCCUUUAAGACCUCGGACUACCCAGUGAUCCUGUCCUUGGAGAAUCACUGUAGUGUGGAGCAGCAGAGGGUCAUGGCCCAGCACAUGAGCUCUAUCCUGGGCAGCGCUCUGCUCACCUCCCCCCUGGGGGACCGGAUGCCCACAGACUUCCCCUCCCCAGAGGAGCUGAAGGGAAGGGUCCUGGUCAAAGGGAAGAGAUUAACUAAACUGGAGGCCUGCUUUGGCCCUGAGGAGACAGCCGGGGAUGAUGGUAGCUUCACUGAGGAGGAGGAGGAUGACAAGGAGGAGGAGGAGGAAGAGGAGAAGAAGGCCAAGGCAGGUAAAAAGCUGAAGCUGGCUAAGGAGCUGUCAGACAUGGUGAUCUACUGUAAGAGCGUCAAUUUCAACGGAUUCCAGGACGCUAAAGAUAACCUGGGCUUCUACGAGAUGUCCUCCUUCAAGGAAAGGAAAGCUAUGGCGCUGGCUGAGGAGUCUGCCAACAGCUACAUCCAUCACAAUGUGGACAAGCUGAGUCGUAUCUAUCCAGCAGGCAGCAGAACAGACUCCUCCAACUAUAACCCUGUACCCUUGUGGAACGCAGGCUGUCAGAUUGUGUCCCUGAACUUCCAGACGCCCUGUAAUGACAUGGAUGUGAACCAGGGUCGGUUCCUGACCAACGGGAAGACAGGAUACGUCCUAAAGCCGGCCUACAUGAGGGACCGGGGGUCAGAGUUUGACCCCAUCACUCUGACCACGGGACCGUGGCUGCAGCACAAGAUGCUCCACCUCAUGAUCAUCUCAGCCCAGCAGCUUCCAAAAGUGAACCAGAAAAAGACAUCCAUCGUGGACGCACUGGUCAAAGUGGAGAUACAUGGGGUGCCUGCUGACACUGCAGAGAAAGAGACGCCGUACAUCGGGAACAAUGGUUUCAACCCGAUGUGGAAUGAGAACUUUAAGUUUGAUGUGUACGUGCCAGAGCUGGCCCUGGUCCGCUUUGUGGUUGAGGACCACGACUCUGUUACUGAUAAUGACUUCGUCGGACAGUUCACCGUACCAUUCACCAGUUUACAGAUGGGAUACAGACACGUGCCGCUACUCAACAAGGAAGGAGACCCCCUUCCCUCAGCAGGACUGUUCGUACACAUCAUGAUCAUGGAUGCCUAAAACAAUCCCUGUCUGAAUGUGCCAUAAUCACCACUGUGACUAUCGCCCAGUCCCAAACAGACCUUCAGCCCUACACCACUACACCCUAGGGCACUAGAGUGGAUCUGAAAUGAUUGAAUAGGUGUAAGUGCCGUAGGGAGGAGGGGCUAGGGGAUGUGUUGGGAUUUGGCCCUAGGUGAGGCGGGGCUAGGGGUUGGUUUGGGAUUGGGCCCGAGGGAGGCGGGGCUAGGGGUUGGUUUGGGAUUGGGCCCGAGGGAGGCGGGGCUAGGGGUUGGUUUGGGAUUGGGCCCAAGGGAGGCGGGGCUAGGGGUCGGUCUGGGCCCGGAGGACAUCCUCCGUUAUUGCAUCACUACUCCGGAAUCCAGCGGAAGAUUUUAACUGUUUUUACUUGGGAAUUUCAAUUUUUUUGUGAAACAAUUAUAAUUAGCUUAUCGAAUAGGGAAGAAGAUUAUUUGUAACAGUAGAACUCCAUUUGAGUUUUUUGUAUUAGUAUUUUGGGGAAUUGUGACAAAUGAACAAGUUUAUCAAACCAUCACAUCACAGGGAUUAUACAAAUCAUUGUUUUUGUAUGCUAGGUAUUAUUAUAGUGUUAAACACUUUUCAUUUUGGAUCGUUGUAUUUUUUUUUUUUAUGUCCAGCAUUUCUUUUCCGUGUUGUAUAAUCAGUUUAUUUAAAUCAAGGUAUUCAAAUGACAAUUUUAAGAGAAUUCAUUGAAUGAACAGUAUUUGAAACCAACAAACAGACAAGAGAAAAUGUUUUUUUUUUUUU
Molecule: messenger RNA, 3646 nt
Organism: Salmo salar (Atlantic salmon)
Lineage: Eukaryota; Metazoa; Chordata; Actinopteri; Salmoniformes; Salmonidae
Source: RefSeq, a predicted model, not a curated record